Messenger RNA from Eutrema salsugineum, 1136 nucleotides. RefSeq lists its product as uncharacterized. The transcript has 3 exons. Bases 84 to 914 code for a protein of 276 amino acids. Gene Ontology annotation, cellular component: chloroplast envelope. The record is from RefSeq and is a predicted model, not a curated record. NCBI's taxonomy places the organism in Eukaryota, Viridiplantae, Streptophyta, Magnoliopsida, Brassicales, Brassicaceae.
GGACAGUAGAGUUAUAGCCAUUUCUUGCAGUGACUCGAGUUUCAGUGAAGUGAGUGACUUGUUGUAGAUUGGAAAAGACAAUAAUGUCCUUAUGGCUUCCUUGUCGAUACCCUUUCUUCUCCGGCUCGACUCCUAUUCGCAGCAGCAGGAGCAAUCUCUGCUUCGCCGUCGCCGCCGUACGGCUUUCUCGCCAGGAUUGUGGAUUGUUCCCUCAGCCUAUCCACGUCCGCCACGUCACAUCAAACCGGUUAAAUUUGGAGAUCGUGCGAGAUUUUCGAGCUCAUGCGUCUUCUAUCGGCUCAUUCGAGGACAGCUCCUCUUCUACCGACCUUGAAGACAUUGGCUCCGACGGUUUCGAUUUGGGAAGCUUCAUUUCUUUCGCGGAGGUGCUUUGUAUUUUAUCCUCCGCCGUGAUUUCGGUGGUUCUCGCAGUGAAUUACGCGGUGGUUGGUGAAAUUGGGAAAAAGGUUUUGUCUUUGGGUUUCGUCGGAUUGGUGGGUUCGGUCGCAUCUGGAUCGUGGCUUAGACGACGGCAGUGGAUGCGGAUCUGCAAAGGAGCGAGAGAGGGUGAGGGGACGAAUUUGAUUUCAAGGUUGGAGAAACUUGAAGAGGAUUUAAAAACCUCGACCACCAUUGUUAGACUUCUUUCCAAGCAUCUGGAGAAGUUGGGGAUCCGGUUUCGGGUCACCCGGAAAGCUCUCAAGGAACCCAUUUCCGAGACUGCAGCUUUGGCUCAAAAGAACUCCGAGGCCACAAGAGUAUUAGCUGCGCAACAAGAGAUUCUAGAAAAAGAGCUUGGCGAAAUUCAGAAGGUUCUGCUUGCUAUGCAGGAUCAACAGCGAAAGCAACUCGAGCUAAUCCUUACGAUUGCCAAAAACGGGAAGCUGUUUGAGAGCACUAAUAACAAGCAAUAACCUAAUCAGAAGGUCUCCUUUAGCAGAAGCAAGACAAGUUGUCAAGAUUAUGGGGAGACUAUUUUUGCUUGAUGUUCUCUGUCUACCGUUAACAAACAGUAGUCGAAUAACUUCCUCAAAGUUAUAUAAGGAGCCGUACGUGUUAUUAUCAUCUUCUCCAUGUAAGCUCCGCUAAUGAACAAAGUGGAUGAGUAUAAUAAAAAAGGAAAGCAGUUUUUUUUA